Penaeus chinensis is the source of this 2112-nucleotide messenger RNA. RefSeq lists its product as uncharacterized. The transcript is spliced from 8 exons. Gene Ontology annotation, biological process: regulation of Toll signaling pathway; innate immune response; central nervous system formation. Gene Ontology annotation, cellular component: extracellular region. Bases 1 to 2112 code for a protein of 703 amino acids. Lineage: Eukaryota; Metazoa; Arthropoda; Malacostraca; Decapoda; Penaeidae. Gene Ontology annotation, molecular function: Toll binding; growth factor activity. The record is from RefSeq and is a predicted model, not a curated record.
AUGGCUUUACGGUACUUGGUUUCGUUAUCUUUAGCGGUCGCAGUUGUGGCCGAUCAAAGCUCACACGUCAGCAUCAGUCUCGGCGGUGCUCCUGCUGUCAGCCAUCACAGUUCCUCUCACCACGCACGCACUUCAUACCACCAUCAACCUACCUAUCAUACACAAUCCUCAAACCAUCCACAACCUUCCUAUCAUCCUGCUCCCGCUUAUCACCCGCAGCCUUCCUAUGAGCAUGAACAUGAGCCUGCUGUGCCAGAAUGUGCUGCCAACACAACCAAACCAUGGUGUCUAGAAGACGACCUUCAUCCCACCUACGAGAUAAAGCACGCAGCCGAGUAUCACUACAAGAAGCUUCUCUCCCUCUAUGCUGACGUAGCCGAACUCAACACCGAACUGUCUGUGGACCGACCAAACAGCCUGGAUGAGGAAACUUACUUGUGCCCAUCAGAGACCGCUUACGUCAGGCCCCUUCGUGCACAGAACACCGAGGGAAAAUGGCGUGUCGUUGUAAACAAUAUCGAUGCCCAUUAUCAGACUCUCACUCAGACUACACGCAUCGAAGAGUGUCUCACUUCCGCCGAUGCAUGUCCUCUGGUGCCGGAGUGCUACCAGUCCAAGUGUCUGCAGAAGUCCAUCUACCACCGCUUCCUUGUCUACAACCCGUAUGAUCAGUACUUCCCCUUCGCCAUCGAGACAUUCAAGCUUCCUGCCAGCUGUGCUUGUCUGUUGGGUGCCUAUACCAUCGAUCAUUAUACGAAGAUACGUGACUCCCAAGACUUUUGGACUCGUAGCAGUCAGGCACAAGAGGACAUGCAUCGGCGGAAGUGGGAUAAUGGUCGUCUUGAAGGCACCAUGAUUUGGUUGUGUUGGCAGCACAUUCAGGCACAGCAGGCUCGUGUUCAUGCUCUUAUGAAGGUUGUGGGUGAUAAGCGGGAGCAGGGUGGUAGGAAGGUUGUGGAUGGUAUGAGGGCUGUGUAUGACAAGAAGACAAGGGUCAACACCGGCAGUGUUCCGGCGGUUCCUCGCAUGACUAGUGUUCUUAAGCGAAGAAUGCAGUUCUCCAGUCACGUGGGGGCGUUCUUCUCCGCUUUAAGGGUUAACAGUGGUUGUCGGUGGUUCCGAGGUGGCCAUGGAGUGUUAGAUGCAAGGAGCAAGGGUGCGGCAAGCAGCUUCUGGGAACAAACAAGUUUCGAGGCGGGCAGUCUGGCUGUAAUAGUGAACGUCGUUCACAAUGACACGCCACUUGCCAUCCACGUUCUGGGCACGCUUGGGCAUGGCAUACACCACUUCGGAGGGACAGAUAUAACCCUCAGGACCAGCCCAGUGAGUGACAUCGUAGGGAGAGUCCCCAGUGGAGGCCCCACUGUAGUAAGAGUAGUCGAAGGCCUCCUCCUGGUCCUUGUUGCGGCCGACCAGACCUCACACGUCAGCAUCAGUUUCGGUGGUGCUCCUGCUGUCAGCCAUCACAGCUCCUCUCACCACGCGCGCCCUUCAUACCACCAUCAACCUACCUAUCACGCACAGUCCUCAUACCAUCCACAACCUUCCUACUAUCCUGCUCCCGCUUAUCACCCACAGCCUUCCUAUGAGCAUGAACAUGAGCCUGCUGUACCAGAAUGUGCUGCCAACACAACCAAACCAUGGUGUCUCGAAGACGACCAUUAUCCCACCUACGAGAUCAAACACGCAGCCGAGUAUCACUACGAGAAGCUCCUCUCCCUCUAUGCUGAUGUAGCCGACCUCAACACCGAACUGUCUGUGGACCGACCAAACAGCCUGGAUGAGGAAACCUACUUGUGCCCAUCAGAGACCGCUUACGUCAGGCCCCUUCGUGCACAGAACACCGAGGGAAAAUGGCGUGUCGUUGUAAACAAUAUCGAUGCCCAUUAUCAGACUCUCACUCAGACUGCACGCAUUGAAGAGUGUCUCACUUCUGCCGAUGCAUGUCCUCUUGUGCCUGAUUGCUACGAGUCCAAGUGUCUGCAGAAGUCCAUCUACCACCGCUUCCUUGUCUACAACCCGUAUGAUCAGUACUUCCCUUUCGCCAUCGAGACAUUCAAGCUUCCCGCCAGCUGUGCUUGUCUGUUGGGUGCCUACACCAUCGAUCAUUAG